Rhopalosiphum maidis (corn leaf aphid) is the source of this 2257-nucleotide messenger RNA. Its product is annotated as putative serine protease F56F10.1. Bases 1 to 1494 code for a protein of 497 amino acids. The record is from RefSeq and is a predicted model, not a curated record. Gene Ontology annotation, molecular function: serine-type exopeptidase activity; dipeptidyl-peptidase activity. NCBI's taxonomy places the organism in Eukaryota, Metazoa, Arthropoda, Insecta, Hemiptera, Aphididae. The transcript is spliced from 10 exons. Gene Ontology annotation, biological process: proteolysis.
AUGAACGUAUUAUUUUGUGUAUUUUGGUGUUCCCUUUGGUUGAGUACUUCAGCGUAUAAUAUACAAAAUUUAACAUUUUUGUCACACAAAAGUCAAUAUAACACAGUAAAAAAUAAAUGGUUUGAACAGGAACUUGAUCAUUUUAACAUUACUGAUACUAGGACGUGGAAACAGAGGUAUCAUAUGAAUUUGAAAUAUUAUAAAAUGGGUGGUCCAGUAUUUUUGAUGGUGGGAGGAAGAGAAGAAAUUUCACCAAGUUGGAUGAUUUCCGGAGCAUGGAUUGAAUACGCUCAAUUGUUUAAUGCUGCAUGUUUUCAAUUGGAACAUCGCUUCUAUGGAAUGAGCCAUCCAACUGAUAAUUUAAAUACUUCAAAUUUAGUAUACCUGACAGUUGAACAAGUAUUAGCUGACCUGGGAACAUUUAUAAAUACCAUUUCGAUUAAAAAAAAAAAACUGCUGGAUGAUGCUAAAUGGGUAGGAUUUGGUUCAUCAUAUUCAGCAAGUUUAGUUACCUGGUUAAGAUUAAAAUAUCCUCAUCUGGUACACGCCGCAGUUUCAUCAAGUAGCCUUCUAAAGGCGAAAAUAAAUUUUAAAGAAUAUUUUGUAGCUGUUCAAAAACAAUUAUCAGAUUAUGAUCCAAAAUGUGAAUUCCAUAUUAGACAAGCAAAUAAAAUGAUUAGCGAUCAAAUAAAGACCGAUUAUGGAGCAAAAUACAUACAAAAUAAAUUCAAUACAUGCGCUCAUCAUUUAAACAAUUCUACAAAAAAUGUACAACAAUUGUUUAGAGACAUGUCUAAAUUCAUUGGACUAAUUGCGCAAGACAACGAAGAUGACAGAUAUUAUGAUAAAAUUAUUGAAGAAUCGACAGUAACAAUAGUAACACUAUGUGAUAUGAUGUCAAAUGAAACGUUGGGAACUACAAUUGACAGAUAUGCAGCUGUAAUCAAAAAAUUCUUAUCUAUUUGUGGUACACAAUGUUUAUCAAAUACAUAUGAAUGGCGAGUUAGAUAUUUUGCAGAGUCAUUUUGGAAUAACACAGCAGUAAAAUACGGGAAUCGUCAAUGGUUAUACCAAACCUGUACAGAGCUUGGUUUUUUUCAAACAUCCAAUCAGGAUCAUCACUUGUUUGGUAAUACUGUAUCAUUAGAAUACUUUACUGAUUUAUGCACCGAUGUUUUUGGAAAAUCAUUCAAUUUGAAUACAUUAAUUAAGGCAGUAAAUAAAACCAAUAUUAUGUACGGUGGUUCCAAACCAAGAGUUAGUAGAAUUGUUUUUGUAAGAGGGUCUAUGGAUCCAUGGAAUCCAUUAGGCUUGUCAUUUUUGCCAAUAAAUUCGUCUAUAGUUCUCAUUGAAGGAACAUCUCAUUGUGCAGACAUAGAUCCAUCAUAUUCAUCGGACCCAUCACAGCUGUCGGAAGCCCGUGUAGACAUUUUAAUGUAUUUAAAAAAAUAUUUGAGUGAAGAGGAUUUUUCAAUUGAACCAAUAUUGUUAUAAGUGGAGAAAAUUUAAAUUUAAAAAAAUAGGACUUAAAAUGAUGACCACCCAUUAAGUCCUUCAUUCCCAAAACAAACUAAUUUUUAAUCUGCAAAAAAUAAUAUGUCUAGACCAUUUUUAUUUAGGCAUGCAAUGGUCCUUUACUCAACAAUAACUAAAAUAAACCAUACAAUUAAUUACAUAUUUUCUUAAAGACAUUAAAUCACUUAUCUUAUCUCAUCUUAUGAUAUCUUUUCGCUUCUAUAAGUAUCUUUAACCGCUAUAUGAUGAACAUUUUACAAAAGCCCAAAGUAGAUAUUAGGCUUAUCAAGAAGCCACUGCAUAUUCUCAGCACUAAACCUAUCACUUUGGAUAAUAUUUGGUCUUUAUUAUUGAAUACCAGCAAUAAGGUAAAUACGUAUACUCCAAAGUUAAAGACAACAAUAAAGCCAUUUGUUCUACCGACGAUAUCAAUUCCUUACAAUAUGAUUUAGAUCAAUUUUAUAUAUGGUGCUCAUUAAAUAGUAUGUCUUUGAAUACCUCUAAUAUCUCUGUGUUCACAUUUUAUUCAAACGUUCCGAAUUCCAUAAAAAUUUUCAUUAUUAUAUAAAUUAUGUCUCGCUCUAAUCUGUUAAUCAAGUACAGGGUCUGGCCGGUCUGGAUAUUAUUCAGUCAAGACGAUUUUUAUCCUUUAAAUUUUAAUGCACAAUAAAUAAAAUAUAUGAGAAAAGUCUUCGUGUCCCUAAUACCCUACCUAAAAAAAAUCCGUCACUCGUCUUCAUAA